This is a messenger RNA of Mytilinidion resinicola, 762 nucleotides long. RefSeq lists its product as uncharacterized. NCBI's taxonomy places the organism in Eukaryota, Fungi, Ascomycota, Dothideomycetes, Mytilinidiales, Mytilinidiaceae. The record is from RefSeq and is a predicted model, not a curated record. The coding region runs from base 171 to 506 and encodes 111 amino acids. The transcript has a single exon.
GGCAACCGUACUUCUGUAAUUUUUAGGUGAAAAAUGUCUCGAAUAUCAAGAACUCGCUAUCCCUUCGCACGCUGGCGUCCACACUUGGCGCCAAGCCCGUGCCCCAACGUACGCGCCAGCACGUAAACAAGCCAAAUAGCUAGUUAUUAUCCACAAUCAAAUACUCCACAAUGCCACGGACAUCUAAUGAUGUCGACUACGUGCAGAAGGACCCGAAGCCUUACAAACACCCCAAACUUCCCUACCCCAAGCCUACGCCGCUGCCUGCAUUCGAGCCACUACAAAUCAACAACUACGACGCGCCCGGCACCCCCAAUAUACCUCCAGGUCUUGAUCAGCAUGAUCCUGUGGCCCUAUUCCGCCUAUUCUUUACCGAUGAAAUGGUAGAGAAGAUGGUGCGCUGGACGAACGAGUACGCCAAGGAUCACCGGCCGUCCAAGGGCUCAGCUACUUCUAUUUGCACGGGAUGGAAGGAUUAUAUGGCCAAGCUUAACUCUAUAGACUAGCUUGUAUAUAGCUGCUACACGUAUUUGAAUUGCCUCAGCCGGGUGUAGGCCUCAUCACGGGGGCCUAAUUCGGAGCCUCUAAUUGGCCGAAUCCUUAUCGAUAACUGUGGACGUAAAUCAGCGUGCGAAGAGAUAGAGUACACUGAUUGUAAAAGUAUCGACAUAUGCGCAGGUUCUGAAUUGCUCAAAAGUUGAAGGACGUCCUCCUUCCGGAACCAAGGGUAUUCUGUUUCAAGUCAUAUGGAGAUAUAAAACU